Messenger RNA from Manduca sexta (tobacco hornworm), 1496 nucleotides. It is a transcript of the gene Rae1, whose product is annotated as mRNA export factor. Gene Ontology annotation, biological process: transcription-dependent tethering of RNA polymerase II gene DNA at nuclear periphery; RNA export from nucleus. Gene Ontology annotation, molecular function: RNA binding; ubiquitin binding. Gene Ontology annotation, cellular component: nuclear pore. Lineage: Eukaryota; Metazoa; Arthropoda; Insecta; Lepidoptera; Sphingidae. The coding region runs from base 173 to 1225 and encodes 350 amino acids. The record is from RefSeq and is a predicted model, not a curated record. The transcript has 8 exons.
UAAUAAAUUGACAGUUGACAUAUAUUUCAAAUCCAAGAAAUAAUAAACAACGUUUCGGCGGUUUUUAAGAGGUCGUAAUUAUUUUUUUAUUUAGUUGCUUUUGUUAUCCUCUCACUAUAAAUUUAGAUCAUUAUUGCGCGUACGAAGUCAGUAGCUGUACGUCUAUCACACUAUGUUCAGCCAAUUGGGCAGCGGGUCUGCUAACCCUAACAAGGAUUUGGAAGUGUCGUCACCGCCCGAGGAUACUAUAUCAGCGUUGGAAUUCUCGCCACCUUCGGUGCAGCAGACGUUCCUCGUCGCCGGUAGUUGGGAUUGCCAGGUACGAUGCUGGGAAGUGGAGGCGUCAGGCAAGACGGUGCCGAGGGCGGCGCAGGGCAUGGACGGACCCAUUCUGGACGUCGCCUGGCACGACGAUGGCUCCAAGGUGUUCAUGGCAUCUACCGACAAGAGUGUCAAGUGUUGGGACCUUGCUGCCAACCAGACCAUACAGGUGGCGGCACACGACGCGCCUGUGAAGACGUGCCACUGGAUCAAGGCACCCAACUAUACAUGUCUCAUGACUGCCUCAUGGGACAAAACACUUAAGUUUUGGGAUACUCGCAGUGCCGUGCCGAACUUGACUAUUAACCUGUCUGAGAGAUGCUACUGUGCAGAUGUUGAUUACCCAAUGGCGGUGGUCGGAACAGCAGACCGAGGCAUAUGCCUGUACACACUGGAAGGCAAGCCAGCAGAGUUCAAACGAAUUGAGUCACCUCUUAAACACCAGUUGCGAUGUAUAGCCAUCUUUAAGGAUAAGAAGACGAAACAACCAACGGGCUUUGCACUGGGCAGCGUCGAGGGCCGCGUCGCGAUCCAGUAUGUGAACACCGCCAACCCAAAGGACAACUUCACGUUCAAGUGCCACCGGUCGGCAGGCACCACCGGUGGUUAUCAGGACAUCUAUGCAGUAAACGACAUUGCAUUCCACCCCAUGCACGGGACAUUGGCCACAGUGGGCUCGGAUGGUUCCUUCUCGUUCUGGGACAAGGAUGCACGCACAAAGCUCAAAAGCACCGAGUCCUUAGACCAGCCUCUCACUAAAUGCGCUUUCAAUCAUAAUGGACAGAUAUUUGCAUAUGCAGUGGGUUAUGAUUGGUCAAAGGGUCAUGAGCACUUUAACCCAGGAAAGAAAAACUACAUCUACUUGAGAGCAUGCUACGAGGAACUAAAACCAAGACCAACAUGAAUUGUGUUCAGCAUGAGUGUUGAAUGCUAGUAUUGUGUAUGCUUUGGAUAACUGUGCAUAUUAGCACAAUUCGUCCUGUUGCCAGAAACAGUCUUUAUUUUAUACAUUACAGUGUUUGAGAAUAUUGUAUGUUAUUUUUUUAAACAAAACAUUUAUUUCAUGGUGCAUAAUAUUUAGUAAAACUUAGAAAUUAGGAGUUAAUGAUAUAUGCAUAUUCUGUUAAUGUCUGUAAAGAGGAAGCCAACAAAUAUAAAUCUAUAGGUGUGUGUUA